AUGCGACCUCGGUCGACGCCUCUUUGUACACCGCAGCAGAAGAGGCUGAUCACGCAACAAUGGCUGAAGCGCGUUCAGGAUGGAAAAGAUGAGUGGGCUCGGCAUGCGGAGGAGAUUAAGGAGGGCAAGAGGAAGAGCUUCGCGGCUCAUCUGGAAGAACGCGGGUUGAUUCAUGAUGUUGUUGGAGAACGCGAUUUGCUUCAUCAGGUCUUCACCGAGAAGAGGGCCGGUAUCUACGUUGGAAUUGACCCUACGGCGCCUUCUAUGCACGUGGGACAUAUGUUGCCGUUUAUGGUUCUGGCUUGGGGAUAUGUUUGGGGCUUGCCUGUCACCUUCUUGUUGGGUGGCGCGACAUCUCGAGUUGGUGACCCUACAGGUCGAUUAAAGGGCCGCGAAAAAGUUCACACCUCGAUUCGCAAGGCAAACAUGGCUAGCAUGCACAUGCAAUUGAAGAAGCUGGGCACCAGCAUUGAGCAAUACGGCAGGAGACACGGUUAUCAGAAAAAGGCUAUCUGGAGACGAGCGUUGGUCAACAAUAACACCUGGUGGAAUUCAAUGCCUUUCAUUGAGGUCCUGCGCGAUCUGGGCGCCUUCACCAGGCUGGGACCUAUGCUUGGCCGAGACACUGUCAAGAAUCGAAUGAACCAGGGCGACGGCAUGUCUUUUGCUGAGUUCUCCUACCCUCUUCUCCAAGGCUGGGACUGGUGGAACCUGUUCCAGAAGGGUACUCAAGUGCAAGUAGGUGGAUCUGAUCAGUAUGGAAACAUCCUGUUCGGUAUGGAUGCCGUCAAGUCAAUUAGCCGCAACACUGCCGAUGAGCAAGUCCGCAAUCCUUUGGACUCGGAACUGGACCGACCCAUUGGCUUUACAACGCCUCUCUUGACAGCCUCGUCCGGAGAGAAGUUCGGAAAGUCCGCUGGUAAUGCGAUUUGGCUCGACAAGAGCAUGACUACCACUUUCGAGCUAUACCAGUUCUUCGUCCGCACCCCUGAUGAUACUGUGGAGCGCUACCUCAAGUUGUUCACCUUCAUCCCCCUGCCUGAGAUCGCCUCCCUCAUGGCGGAGCAAAACGCCGAUCCUUCAAAGCGUCUUGCCCAGCACAAACUAGCCUACGAGUUUGUAGAGCUGGUCCACGGCAAGGAGGAGGCUGAUGCAGUGUCCCUCCAACACCGCCAGCUUUUCCGCCCUCGGUCCUCGACCGGUGAACCCUCGCCUAUGCCCAAGACAUCGAGCCAAGGUGGCAACCCCCAGUCGCCCUUGACCGGAAUGACGACCCCCCAGUCCGGAAACCCAUACGCCUCUCAGACCAACUUUGCCAACAUGCCCAAUGCCAAGGUUACUCUCCCGCAAUCGUUGGUGUUUAACCAGACAUUCAACAAGGUUCUGUGGUCUGCCGGCCUUGUCUCUUCCAAGGGCGAGGGUCACCGUGUUAUCACGAACAACGGUGCCUAUGUGGGAAGCCGUCCUGGAGACAGUGGCCCGAUGUCCGACGACCUUGCCUUCACUCCUAUCCGGGUCUGGCCUGCCGAAAAGACUAAGGAGUUUGUCCUUAAUGAUGAUCUGAUCAUGUUGAAGCUGGGCAAGUGGAAGUUCAAGAUGGUUCAUAUCAUCAGUGACGAAGAAUUCCGUUCCCAGGGUCUCACUGCUCCUGGUUGGGAAGAGGCUGAAGCUGCGGCUGAACCGACUGAACCGACUGAGCCCACCAGCUGA
Messenger RNA from Penicillium cosmopolitanum, 1710 nucleotides. Its product is annotated as tyrosine--tRNA ligase MSY1. NCBI's taxonomy places the organism in Eukaryota, Fungi, Ascomycota, Eurotiomycetes, Eurotiales, Aspergillaceae. Gene Ontology annotation, biological process: tyrosyl-tRNA aminoacylation. Gene Ontology annotation, cellular component: cytosol; mitochondrion. Gene Ontology annotation, molecular function: ATP binding; tyrosine-tRNA ligase activity; RNA binding. Bases 1 to 1710 code for a protein of 569 amino acids. The record is from RefSeq and is a predicted model, not a curated record. The transcript has 6 exons.